Molecule: messenger RNA, 1530 nt
Organism: Helianthus annuus (common sunflower)
Lineage: Eukaryota; Viridiplantae; Streptophyta; Magnoliopsida; Asterales; Asteraceae
Product: receptor-like protein kinase HERK 1
Exons: 3
Coding region: 51-1394 (447 amino acids)
Biological process (GO): protein autophosphorylation
Cellular component (GO): plasma membrane; plasmodesma
Molecular function (GO): carbohydrate binding; transmembrane receptor protein tyrosine kinase activity; ATP binding
Source: RefSeq, a predicted model, not a curated record
UUCGUUUCAUAAAUAAAUUACAAAAACACCAAUUCACAUACACAUCGAUCAUGGCUCAAAUUCAAGAACUAGACCACCUCAAAAUCCCACUUCAAGACAUCAAAUUAGCCACCAACAACUUUGCAGAAGAUAACUUCAUCGGGACGGGUGGAUUCGGUCGUGUCUACAAAGGCCAACUCCCAAAUGAUCACUCCAUCGUAGCCAUAAAAAGGCUAGACAACACGAUCACCCCACAAGGACCACGUGAGUUUGCAUUGGAGAUCAUCGUGCUUGCUAGUUAUAAACACACUAACCUCACCUCUCUUGUUGGAUUUUGUGACGAUGAUGGUGAGAAGAUUCUUAUGUACGAGUAUGUGACUAAUGGAAGCCUAGAAAACCAUCUAGCCUCCGUAAAUCUCACAUGGGAGCAACGUCUUCGAAUAUGUCUUGGUGCGGCUAGUGGACUAGACUAUCUACAUGGUGGUCUGGGUACGAGCCAUAGGGCUAUACAUGGAAACAUAAAGAGCUCCAACAUUUUGUUGGAUGUGAACCGCGAAGCAAAGAUUUCAGAUUUUGGAAUGUCUAACAUAGGUCACAUGAUUGAUUCUGGUAGCCUUGGCUUUGUGGAUCCACAAUAUAAAAAUACGGGUGUGCUUUCAAAAGAAUCUGACGUGUACUCUUUUGGUGUGGUGUUGUUUGAAGUGUUAUGCAGGAGGCCUGCAGUGAUGGCUGAAUAUCACGACGAGCGUAAGUUUUUGCGUAAAGUUGUGAAACGUUGUUAUGAAGAGGAAAAACUUGAUGAAAUCAUCAUGGAUGAUUUACGCGAACAAAUGAAGCCGUAUUCGUUAGAGAUAUUCUCCACAGCGGCUUAUCAAUGUCUUAAUAAAGAUCGAAAACAACGGCCAUCUAUGAAAUCAAUCGUCCAAGAACUACGAAGCUCUUUCGAAUAUCAAAUUGGUUCACCAACAAAAUUAUGGGGAUCCAGCACCGGUGGAUCCCCAUGGUCGUUGCUACUUGACAACAAUAUGAAGCUUAGGAAGAUAGCGAUAGAUCACGAGGAUUGGAUCUUUUCUAUUGGUUUUACGGUUGAAGAUGUAAAUGGCUUGUUGAUUUUUUCUCAACAUGGUGGUACAGGCGGCGACAACAAUCGCGAACUUUAUGAGAUUAAUUUUGAUGCAGAUGAAGAAAUAAUAGGUAUGCUCGGGACAAUUGGAGUAACUACUGGAUAUUAUGCGGGUUAUCAAGUCAUCUCAUCAUUAUGUAUUGUGACUAACAAAAGGAGGUAUGGGCCUUUUGGCGAAGAGACAAUGACUCGUUUUAGAGUUCCAUGGGAUGUAGGUUCGUUUGCGGGGUUUUAUGGCCGUGCUGGAUUUUAUUUAGAUGGACUGGGUUUCUAUUCGAAGAAUACCAUAUGAAUUACUUCCAUAGUGUUCGGAUCACAUAAUUUUAUUGACAUAUUUUGUAUCAUUUUAUGUGUAAACACAAAGCUUAUGUAUCCAAGGCCAUAAGGUUAUAUUCCUAUACCGAAAUGGAAAGUAAUUUUUUGUGUAA